This is a messenger RNA of Coregonus clupeaformis (lake whitefish), 1300 nucleotides long. RefSeq names its product uracil phosphoribosyltransferase homolog. Bases 241 to 1059 code for a protein of 272 amino acids. NCBI's taxonomy places the organism in Eukaryota, Metazoa, Chordata, Actinopteri, Salmoniformes, Salmonidae. The transcript has 7 exons. The record is from RefSeq and is a predicted model, not a curated record.
UUAUAUGCCUAAUUAAAUAACAUAACGUUUAUUUCGACGUUUUGCUUGCAAUUUAGGUUUUACUCUUCUUGAUUGGAUACGAUUUCUAAACAAUGACGUGCUUGUGACCUUCCUAGGUGUUGUUAUUUCCUGAAACCGGGCCGAGGUGCUGAAGUCACCCACAUUGCGACGCGUGUGGCUCAUUGUCAGCAAAUAGCUACCUUUAUUCGGUUUCAACAAUAUACAGUGAGUACAGAAAACAUGCCCUGCCACAACCAGCCGUUAAAUAACGUUACUACCGGCCAAGAACUGAAUUUAACUAAGCAUGUUCGGUUCGCCGCGAGCAGUAACAACAGCAGCGGCGUUCCGGUGGCGGUGGUACCGAGUUCUGAAGCGGUAGAUGAUGUAAAUAAACAGUGUGUGAACGGGCCGAAUGGUGGUGGGCUCGGCACAGACGUUUUAAACCUUGGACCUCAACUGAAACUGCUUCCUCUCAACAGCCAGAUACUAGAAUUACAGACCAUCAUCAGAGACAAGACAACCAGCAGAGGGGAUUUUGUGUUCUGUGCUGACCGACUGAUCAGACUGGUGGUGGAAGAAGGACUGAACCAGCUGCCCUACUCAGAGUGCACUGUGACCACUCCUACAGGACACAUGUAUGAAGGUGUAAAGUUUGAAAGAGGUAACUGUGGAGUCAGCAUCAUGAGGAGUGGUGAGGCCAUGGAGCAGGGUCUGAGGGACUGCUGUAGGUCCAUCCGCAUCGGGAAGAUCCUGAUCCAGAGUGAUGAAGAGACCCAGGAGGCUAAGGUCUACUAUGCUAAGUUCCCCCCAGACAUAAACAGGAGGAAGGUGCUGCUCAUGUACCCCAUACUGAGUACAGGUAACACGGUGAUCGAGGCGGUGCAGGUGUUGAUAGAACAUGGACUCCAACCCAAACACAUCAUCCUCCUCUCUCUCUUCUCCACCCCACACGGAGCCAAGGCCAUCCUCCAAGAGUUCCCAGACAUCACCCUGCUCACCACAGAGCUGCACCCCGUCGCCCCCACUCACUUUGGACAGAAGUACUUCGGCACAGAAUGACAAACCCACACCAGACAAGACCACACCACACAUCCCUAAGACAGUCAGAUAAUCACUGUGAUCAUUUUUUACAAACGCUAAACUGUUUAGAUGUGAUGCUAGUGACAGUCAUAUAACACCAUUAUCUACAGUAUGUGUUAUUAUCUGAUGUGAUGCUAGUGUACAUCUCCCACUGUUCCUCCCCCUCUACUCUCUCCCUCCCAUUGUUCCUCCCCCUCUACUCUCUCCCUCCCAUUGUUCC